Messenger RNA from Cuscuta europaea, 7777 nucleotides. NCBI's taxonomy places the organism in Eukaryota, Viridiplantae, Streptophyta, Magnoliopsida, Solanales, Convolvulaceae. The record is from the annotation of a GenBank genome assembly.
AAUUAUAGCUAUAUUUUAUAUAAAAUAGGUUGAAGAGGAUAGAAGAAAGACAUACCUUUAUACUAAUAUGUUCUUGAAAUAAAAUCUGCUCUUAAAUCUGAACUUUUGCUUCAGAAGAAUAUUUGACAGCAUAUAUUAGAGAUUUUCAUGUAUAUAUGAAAUAAAUCCGUAUGAAUAUAAGAAGAGCAUAAGCUUAUCAAACUAAUUCAUUGAUUAUACAUUGGAGUAGUUGGUAGUCGGGCCAUACGCCCAUACAAAUUGAUAAAGAGCAUUUAUUUUACUUGUCUUCUUCUUUUGUGAAGACACUCACAUAACUAAUGCCAUCAUAUAAUGAAUACAUACUCCGUAAAUAGGAGAAUUGAAGAUAAUAGAGUAUAUGAAACCAAAUUGGCAUCUUAUUUCUCUUCUUAACAAAAUACUCCAAAAAUUACAAAGUAUACAAAGAGUAAAAAUACUUGAAUAGCUAUAAUCUAAUUAUUAUAUUAAAAAGUCAAUGUAUGUGUCAUUUCCAUAGCCUGAAAAAGAAACAUAUGCAUGUGACAUUUGUCUUAUUAAAUUAAAUGAUAAAGAUAACAUGAUACUUCCUCCGUCCCUAAUAACUUUGCCAAGCUUGACCGGCACGAGAAUUAAUAAAAUGAAAAGUGUGUGGUUGAGGUUAUUGCAGAGGAGAGAGAAUUAAUUGGAACCACAAAUUCUUUACUUAAAAGGGAAAGUGGCAAAGUUAAUGGGACAUCCAAAAAAGGAAAGUUGGCAAAGUUAUAAGGGACGGAGGGAGUAUAUAUAUAUAUAUAUAUAUAUAUAUAUAUAUAUGUGUGUGUGUGUGUGUGUGUGUGUGUGUGUGUGUGUGUGUGUGUGUGUGUGUGUGUGUGUGUAAUACUACAUACAAUAAUAGCAACAAUAAUAUAUCGCAUAAUUAUAAAAUGAGACUUAUACUUUGAAGAUAAAAUACGGCUAAUACUCUAAUAGUUUAAUAGCCUACGUACUUGUAUAUAAAUACGUACUUGUAUAUACUUUGAAUAAAUGAGACUUAUAAUACGGCUCUACUAAUAAUAAAAUAAAUACGUACUUGUAUAGUUUAAUAGCUAUAUCACUACAAAAAAUUUACGGGAUUGGCACGGAAUUUGGCACGGACUUACCGAUUUUUUGUGCCAAAUAGCUCAUGCCAAAGUAUUUUUGGCACGAAUUCGGCAUUUCCGUGCCAAAAUCCCUGCCAAAUCCCUGCCAAAAUCUCUGCCAAUCCCGUAUUUUUUUUGUAGUGUAUAUGGCUAAUACUCUGUAAAUAAGUAAUAACAUGAAGAUAUUUACUACUCUCUGUACUUGAUAUGAGCCAACUCACGGGUGUACGAUUGUGAUAACUCUGUACAUGCAUUCUGAAAUUAUGGGACAACUAUAUAGUACAGAAAACACCCAUGCUAAUCGUAUUAUUAUAGUGUUUAUUAUAUAAACAUAUUAUGUGUAUCUAAUCAUAUUAUCGUAUUAACUAUUUAAUUUUAAAUUAAUUAUGAUGUAGUUCAUCCGUGGCUAGUAUUAGCAAAUGAGAGUUCGAUGUCCUUGAUUUAUCUGGUCAAAAGUAUUUGGAAUGGAAAGUUGACGCUUUGGCACAUUUAAAAGCAAAUGCCCUUGAAAACACAAUUGCUGAAAAUAAUUCAGCUACUCCCCAAAAUAAGGCAAAAGCCAUUAUCUUUCUUCGUCACCAUCUUCACGAAAGUUUGAAGUCUGAGUAUUUAUUGGUAGAUGACCCUAAAGAAUUAUGAGAUAAUCUCCAAGAAAGGUAUGGCCAUCAACAAAAGGUCCUUUUACCAAAAGCUCAAUAUGACUGGAUCAAUUUAUGAUUCCAGGAUUACAAAUCUAUAAGUGACUACAAUUCUGCCUUGUUCCAAAUAACAUCAAAACUGAAGUUAUGCAGACAAAAAGUCACUAAUGCUGAAAUGUUGGAAAAAACUCUGUCCACUAUGCAUCUUUCAAAUAUGCUUUUACAAGACCAAUAUAGACAAAAGCACUUUCAAAAGUAUUCUGAUUUAAUAUCAGUAUUACUACUUGCUGAGACGAAUAAUGACAUUUUGAUGAGAAACCACAAUAUGAGACCCACGGGUUGUAGCCCUUUUAGUUUUGGUCCACAAAAUCAUGGUUCAAAACAUGAAUCAAAUGCAACCCAUAGUGGUGCUUGUGGACAUUUCAAACGUGGUCGUGGUAUUGGUCAUUAUAAUGGACCUAGCCGGGGAAACAAACAGAGUAGUAGCUCUUACAAAGGCAAGGGAAAGCAAAACCCCCAUCAAACAAGAGGCCCGACGAAAACUUCAGAAAAGGCCAAAGUCACUUGUUUUAAAUGUGACACGUCAGGACAUUGGGAAAAUAAGUGUCGCACACCUACACAUUUGGUUGACUUAUAUAAAUCAUCUCUAAAAGGAAAGAAUGUGGAAACUAAUUACGUCAACGAAAACGUUCCACCAAUGCCCACAUUUAAUAUGUCUAAUUUCUAUAUGAAUAAUAAUGAGAUGAACACUGACAUCGUCAUGGGUGAAAAAUAAUAAUAAUCAAAAUGAAAUUAUUAUGUUAUGUAAUAUAUUCUGCAAUAAAAGUUUGUUGUAUUGUAAUUUUUAUUUGGUGUGCUUGUUUCGAUUGUAAAAGUUAUGUACAUUUUAAUGAAUAAAUUCUUGUUUAUAUUGCAAUAUUGAACUAAUAUUUGUUCAUUUUUAUCUUUUUAAAGAUAUGGAGUUAACUGAAAUUUCUCCAAAUGGCUUUGAACAAUGUUUAAUAGACAGUGUCACAAUGCACAUCAUUUUGAGACAUAGAGAUUAUUUUUCUCAUAUGACAUUAGUUGAUGCUAAUGUCAAUACAAUCUCAGGUGUUGCUAAAAUCAUUGAAGGUUCUAGAAUAGCCUGUGUAAUUCUCCCAAAAGGGACAAAAUUAAUAAUUAAAGACGCUUUAUACUCCAGUAAAUCACGGAGAAAUCUUUUGAGUUUCAAAGAUAUGCGUCUAAAUGGUUUUCACAUUGAAACAAUGUCUGAAAAUCAAAAGGAAUAUUUAUGUCUAACGACAAAUAGAUCUGGCAAUAAAUACAUUUCAGAAAAAAUGCCAGCAUAUUCCUCUGGACUAUAUUAUACAUAUAUCAGUCCAAUUGAGAUAAAUGUGGUAUCUAAAAUUAAUGGCCACAAUUCCUUUAUCUUGUGGUAUGACCAUUUAGGUCAUCCAGGCAGCACUAUGAUGCACAAAAUUAUUCAAAAUUCACUUGGACAUUCAUUAAAUAAUGUCAAAAUUCCACAAUCAAGUGAUUUCUCGUGCACUGCCUGUUCUCUUGGCAAAUUAAUUAUCAGACCAUCUUUAUACAAAAUUGGAGUUGAAUCUCCUGCAUUUUUAGAAAGAAUUCAAGGAGAUAUUUGUGGGCCAAUUGCCCCUCCGUGUGGACCCUUUCGAUACUUUAUGGUGCUCAUUGAUGCAUCAACACAUUGGUCACACGUCAGUCUUUUAUCGACUAGAAAUUUUGCAUUUGCAAAUCUCCUUGCUCAAAUUAUUCGUUUGAGAUCACAAUUUCCGGAUUAUUCAAUAAAGAUAAUCCGACUUGAUAAUGCAGAGGAAUUUACAUCCCAAUCUUUAAUGACUAUUGCAUGUCAAUUGGGAUUGAUGUGGAACAUCCAGUUCCACAUGUGCAUAUACAAAAUGGUCUUGCUGAAUCCUUAAUUAAGCGAUUACAAUUAAUUGCUAGACCAUUAUUGAUGAAAUCCAGAUUACCAUCAUCUGCAUGGGGAUAUGCUAUAAUGCAUGCUGCAAAUUUAAUUCGGCUCACGCCAACUGCAUAUCAUAAAUUUUCCCCAUUGCAAUUAAUAUCUAGUAAAAAACCAAAUAUAUCUCACAUAAAAAUAUUUGGUUGUUCUGUGUAUGUACCAAUUGCUCCACCUUAUCGUACUAAAAUGGGUCCUCAAAGAAGGCUGAGAAUUUAUGUUGGUUUUAAAUCUCCCUCAAUUAUUAAUUAUCUAGAACCUAUGACUGGUGACUUAUUCACCGCACGGUUCGAUGAUUGUCAUUUUGAUGAGACAGUAUUCCCAGCCUUAGGGGGAGAUAAUAAAGAAAUGGACCCACGUACGAAAGAUAUUACUUGGAAUGCAACAUAUUUAUCUUUUCUUGAUUCUCGCACAAAUGCUUGUGAACAAGAAAUUCAAAAGAUCAUUCAUUUACAAAGUGUUGCAAAUCAAUUGCCUGAUGCUUUCACAGACUCAAAGAAAGUGACAAAGUCACAUAUUCCAUCUAUGAAUACUCCUUCUCGAAUAGAAAUUCCUGCGGAGAUUAGCGAAAGAACUCUUGCUAAUGAAUCUAUGAUACGUAAAAAACGUGGUAGACCACUUGGUUCAAAAGAUUUGAAACCAAGAAAAUUUAAAAAGCAAGACGUAGUUUGUGAUGCCAAAGAAGUUCAAACUUCUCAAGAAGAAAAUGAACAUUUUGAAAAUAUCGGCUAUGAAGAUGACAUCAAUACUAAUGAUACCUCAAAAGAGGAUCCAAUCACCUUUGAAGAGGUAAAUAUUCCAGAUAAAGAUAGAAACGUCGAUAAUUUCAAAAUUUCAAUCAUUUACGUUUCUAAUGGAAUACAAUGGAAUAGAAAAGAUAUUGAUGUUAAUGAUAUAUUUUCAUAUGCCAUCGCCACAGAUAUAAUGAAUGAACACAAUGACAAUGAGCCUAAAUCUAUUGACGAAUGUCGUCGUAGAAACGAUUGGCCAAAAUGGAAUGAAGCGAUUCAGGUAUAACUAAAAUCGCUAGAAAAGCGUAAUAUUUUUGGACCAAUUGUCCACACGCCAAAAGGCGUAAAACCUGUAGGUUUUAAAUGGGUGUUUGUGCGUAAACGCAAUGAGAAAAAUGAAAUCGUUAGAUAUAAAGCCCGACUUGUUGCCCAAGGUUUUUCUCAAAUGCCAGGAAUCGAUUAUGAUGAGACGUAUUCUCCUGUAGUUGUUUACGAUUUUUAAUUGGCAUGUCUGUUUUUGAAAGACUGCAAAUGCGGCUAAUGGAUGUAGUGACCGCAUAUUUAUAUGGUUCACUCGAUACAGACAUAUAUAUGAGAAUUUCUGGAGGCUUUAAAAUACCUGAUCCUUAUAGCUCGAAAUCUCGAGAUUUAUUUUUCAUAAAAUUGCAAAAGUCAUUAUAUGGAUCAAAACAAUCUGGACGCACGUGGUAUAACCGUCUAAGUGAAUAUUUGAUCAAAGAAGGAUACAAAAAUGAUCCUAUUAGUCCAUGUGUUUUCAUUCAAUGAUCUGAAUCAAGAUUCGCCAUAAUUGCAGUAUAUGUUGAUGAUUUGAAUAUAAUCGGAACUUCCAAUGAAAUUGAAAGUACUGCUAAAUAUCUCAUGAAAGAAUUUGAAAUGAAAGACCUUGGGAGAACAAAAUUUUGUCUCGGCAUUCAAAUUGAACAUUUAAGAAAUGGUAUUUUUAUCCACCAAUAAAAUUAUACUGAGAAACUUUUGAAGCGGUUUUACAUGGAAAAAGCUCACCCACUCAGUUCUCCGAUGGUGGUUCGAUCUCUCGAUGUGCAUGAUGAUCCUUUUCGACCUUGUGAAGAUGAUGAAGAAAUCCUUGGUCCCGAAAUACCAUAUUUGAGUGCUAUUGGAGCGUUAAUGUAUUUGGCUAAUAAUACACGACCAGAUAUUGCUUUUUCUGUAAAUUUAUUAGCCAGGUACAGUUCUUCUCCGAAAAGAAGACAUUGGAAUGGCGUCAAACAUAUAUUCCGCUAUAUCAAUGGUACAAUCGAUCUUGGAUUGUAUUUCAAGAAUGGUGCAAAUGCCACUUUAAUUGGCUAUGGCGAUGUAGGAUACUUGUUUGAUCCACAAAAGGCAAAAUCACAAACAGGAUAUGAUAUGUAUUCACCUAUGGUGAUACCGCUAUCUCAUGGAGAUCGAUGAAGCAAACAUUAACUGCCACAUCAUCAAAUCAUGCAGAAUUAAUUGCUCUUUAUGAAGCAGGUCGAGAAUGUGUCUGGUUGAGAUCAAUGAUCCAGCACAUACAAAAUGAAUGCGGUAUAAAAUCUUUUACUUGUAAUCCUAUUGUGAUUUAUGAAGAUAACACAACAUGUAUAGUUCAGAUCAAAGGAGGUUACAUCAAAGGGGAUAGAACAAAGCAUAUAGCACCAAAACUUUUCUCCACACAUGAUCUUGAGAAAGAAGGAACAGUUGAUGUCAAACAAAUCAAGUCCUGCGACAAACCUUCUGAUUUAUUCACAAAGUCAUUGGCACCGAAGAAAUUUGAAGAACUGGUCCACAAAUUUGGAAUGUGUCGUCUUCGUGAUAUAUGGUAAAAUGAGGGAGAGUAAUAUAAUGCACUACACUCUUUUUCCCUUCGUCGGGUUUUUAUCCCAGUGGGUUUUUCCUAACAAAGGUUUUUAACGAGACAGUACAUUAUAAUACUAUGAUACUAAUACCCCAGAAUAAUUAGAAGAUUACCAUUCAAGGGGGAAUGUUGAAAUAAAGUUGAAUUAGUCAUCUUCUAACUAUUCAUGAUUAGGAACACAUUAUCAUCAUUGUUAAUAUAAAUAAGAAAUCAUAAUUAUGAUUUCUAGAUGGUAAUUGUAUGGCUCACAAUUAGCCCCUAAUCUAGACAAGAUUAUAUUUUCCCCUAUAAAUAGGAGUAUUCUCCUUCAUUGUAAAGACACCAUUAGAACAUCUAUAAUACACCUCUAUCACUAAGUGUUCAUACUAUAUUUUCUCUCCCCGAUCUUCUGCUUAUUUGCUUCCAUUUUAUAACACUUUGUUUAUUUUAUUUAAGUAAUUGAAUAUGGGUAUUGGUCAUGUUAGGACUGGAACUCAUUAAUGAGGAAGACUUCCAUUUUCAUUGUGAAACUAGCUUAGAACUAGUAUAAAUACAUUCCUCCUCCUUCAUAAUUGAUUAUGACUAGUUUUCUAGAUUCAGUAUUACCAGUUUAUUUCCAUGUGAAAAGAUUUUCUAGCCUUUCUCUUUGGGAGAUCUAACCGUCGUUUCGGAAAGGAGAAAUCACGUGGAUACCUAAGGUCAAGGAGAAAGUUCUCACCCCACUGCCCUCUUCAUUUUCCGCUCAAACUUGCGCAAGUUUGGAACAAUGGGCAACUUCGACGAACGGAAGCAAGCAACGGUCAGCGACGACGAGCAACAACAAGCGGCGACGAGCGGUGAAGGUGUGGCGACAAGCGGCAGCAAGUGGCGAGCAAAAGCAAGGAGCGGCGGCGAGCGUUGAGCAAUGGCUGGCGACGAUCUCAAGUUCAGAUCUGUUUUGGAAUUCAGGUCGGAUCUGCAACGGUGGAUGCUAGUUAUGCAGUAGCAGAGGCCGGAUCUGCAGCGACGGAGGCCGGAUCUGCAACGACGGAGGCCAAAUCUGUAGGGACAACAGCCGGGGGUCGGAGGCGGCCAAAUCUGGCCAGAUCUACGGCGGCGGCGGACAAAUCUACGGUGACAACGGCCGGAUUUGUAGCGGUGACCGGUUCUGCGGCGGCGGCGGCCGGAAACUGGCGGUUCGGCGGCAAUCCGAGCUUCUGUUGGCAAGAGUUGGUUUUGCUAAGUUUGAGGGCAUUUUUGUCUGGUUAUAAAUAAUAACUCCUAUUUGGGAAAAUUUUAAAUUUAUUCCUCUUUUAGCAAUUGAUGAUUUAUUUACUCCCAUUUAGGUAAAUCCCUCUUACUCAAAAACAUUUUAUUGUUCAUGUUCCAAAAGUAGGGCAAUAGAUUUCUUGCACUGACUUGAUGGAAAAGUAUAUUUGAGGAGUAAAUAUGGUAUUUUAACAACACUAGAGUAUUCUACAUGACCAUGAUCAGCCAGCGGAAUGAAAUUAAAA